Aphidius gifuensis is the source of this 845-nucleotide messenger RNA. It is a transcript of the gene SmB, whose product is annotated as small nuclear ribonucleoprotein-associated protein B. The coding region runs from base 123 to 785 and encodes 220 amino acids. Gene Ontology annotation, cellular component: U1 snRNP; cytoplasm; U4 snRNP. Gene Ontology annotation, biological process: mRNA splicing, via spliceosome. The record is from RefSeq and is a predicted model, not a curated record. NCBI's taxonomy places the organism in Eukaryota, Metazoa, Arthropoda, Insecta, Hymenoptera, Braconidae. The transcript is spliced from 3 exons. Gene Ontology annotation, molecular function: RNA binding.
CAAAAAAAAUUAAUUAUCAGCCGGUGUUUGGAUGUGCGAAAAUAUAUAAUUUUGUCCCCUAAUUUCAUAAACAUAAAUAAUAAAAUAUUCAUAACAAAGAGACAUAAAAAAAACACGUCAAAAUGACGAUUGGUAAAAAUAAUAAGAUGUUACAACACAUCAACUACAGAGUUCGUAUAAUCCUUCAAGAUUCACGUACAUUUAUUGGAACAUUUAAAGCAUUUGAUAAACAUAUGAAUUUAAUACUUGGAGAUUGUGAAGAAUUUUGUAAAAUAAAGCCAAAAAAUACAAAACAACCAGAAAGAGAAAAAAAAAGAGUAUUAGGUUUUGUAUUAUUGAGAGGUGAAAAUAUUGUAUCACUAACUGUUGAAGGACCACCACCACCAGAAGAAGGUUUACCAAGAGUACCAAUACCAGGUGCCGGUCCUGGUCCAGGUAUGGGACGUGCUGUUGGACGUGGUAUGCCAGCAAAUGUAUCUGGUGUACCAGCUGGUUUACAAGGACCAGUACGUGGUGUUGGUGGACCAUCACAACAAAUUAUGACACCUGGUGGACGUGGACAAGUAUCAGCACCACCACAAAUGCAUCCUGGUGCACAAUCAAUGCCAGUACGUGGACCACCACCUGGUAUGAUGGGACCACCACCAGGAAUGAUGGGUAUGCCACCGGGAAUGCCACCAGGUAUGCCACCAAUGGGACGUGGUGGACCACCAAUGCCACCAGGUAUGCGAGGACCACCACCUGGUAUGAUGAGAGGCGGACCACCACCACCUCGCCCUUACUAAUUAUGUUCAAUCUAUUCUUACAAUAAUAUACAAAAAAAAAAUUCCUUUUUUUCUUCUAUU